Molecule: messenger RNA, 2402 nt
Organism: Drosophila gunungcola (fruit fly)
Lineage: Eukaryota; Metazoa; Arthropoda; Insecta; Diptera; Drosophilidae
Product: RUN domain-containing protein 1
Exons: 3
Coding region: 210-2402 (730 amino acids)
Source: RefSeq, a predicted model, not a curated record
CCUUGGCAGCGCGCUCAUCGUCUUUCAACGAACAUACAUUCCGUUGGUACCCAAAACUUUCUCGAAAGAGAGAGCAGAGGAGCUGGGCCAGCUGGCACAGAAAGCGGAACACAAGCCAGCGAUUGAUUUUUCUCGAGAGCAUUUGAAAACACGGAAAAAAGCGGAGGGCAAAAUAAAACAAGCCAAUACCCCUGGUGCAGUGGUUCCAUAUGGAAAUGAAAAUGUCGGAGUUGCAGGAUGCCCACGAGCCCAAGGAUUCGUCCGAAGGCCAGCAGCUGCCAGCUGGUGCUGUUUCUCCAGAAGAUGAGGAGGAUGAGCAGGAGGAGCAGGAGGAGGAAGUGGAAGUGGAGGUCGAGCAGGAACAGGAGCAGCAGGAGCUACUGAGCGAACGCUGGUCUCCCUUGGGUGCCAACUACGAUGAUGCGAAUAGCGCCAGUUCGGGAGUGGAUUGCGAACUGAUGGAGCCGGGAAACGGGGAAAAGUCCGAAACUGGCAGCGAACUGGCUCGUCUGCGAAGCAUCGAGGAGGAGCAGGAGCUGCUCACCAGCUCGCUGCUGGCCCUGACCUCCCACUUCGCCCACGUCCAGCUGCGGGUUCGCCAGAUUGUGGAGGCGCCAACGGAGGAGCGGGAUCAGCUGCUGCGCGACCUCGAGGACUUUGCCUUCCAGGGCAUUCCGGACGCAGUGCAGCCCAAGGAAUCCAAGGAGGCGGAGGCUGGCACCCACGAUAGCCAGCUGAUUAAGCAACUGAAAUCUCAGCUCACGGAACUCGAACAGAUUGCCUACGAAGCUGGAGAGCCCGGCAUUCUGCCGCAGCAUGUAAUGCUCGAGAAGCAGAAGUUCAUUCUGGACGAGCUGCGCUCAAAGCUCAAUCUGCAGGUGGAGCAGCACGAGCUGCCGGCCCUGAGCACGGAACAGCUGAGGCACCAAGUCGACAAUGCCAUUGGCGAGUUUGUGGGUCCGCUCAAGAUGAAGGAGCAAUUGGUGGCCCAGCUGAAGACGCAGAUCACCGACCUGGAGCGCUUCAUAGCCUUCCUGCAGUGCGAUGCGGUCGAGGGAUCCGUCGGUGAUCGAUUGAAGCUCCUCUCCGGGGCCUACAAUAGCUAUGCAGCCAAACAGACGGCACGCAGUUCGCAGGCAGCUGCGAUUUCUGCCCCCGUAGCCAUGGCCAACACUCCAGCUCCGCAGCCUUCGUCGCAGUCCGGAGGACCGCGUUCCCACAACCACUCCCCGAACGAGAGCCUGCACAGCAAGGCACACGGUUUGCUGGACAAGGCCUCGAUCCUCAUGCAGAUGUUCGCCAGCACGCAUCUGGCGAAGCCACGCAGCCACGACGAAUUCCAGCAGAACUUGCUGAAGAAGACGCACAAGGGCAACCACUGGGGGGAUCUGCGUGCCCAGCUGGAGGUAGACAUUCAGGAGGUGGCCGCACUGGCCGCCACUUUGAGCUGCGAUCGCGAGAAGUUGGCCAAUAUCAAGCGGGCCCUGCGUCAGCAGCAGGCGGAGUCCACCUCCUCCUCCUCGGCAGCUGGUCAUCCGGUGGUGAUCAAUUCGCAGAAUGGAGCGCUGACCACCAUGCCGCCUCGUUGCCGGCGAGCAGUGCCAACUGGCCACGAGCUGGCUCCGUAUGCGUCUGGCGGAGCCAUAUCCUCCGACUCCGACGAGGACAUCAGCUACUCCAACUUCGAGUGGGAGAAGGAGCCGGGGGGCAAGAGCCGCCGGAUGGCGCACAUGCGCGGCGACUCGAUAGCCACCAUUGGCCGCGAAUUGACGACGGUGGUGCGUAAGAACUUUGCCCGCACGUUGCAGCAGCUAAUCCAACAUGGUCUGCGCAUCCCAGCCGAAUCGGCUGCCUCCAGUUUGAUGGUGCCCUUCAUGAGGUGUCUGCAUCCUGGCUCCCAAUCUCCGCUGAUCGCCACGACGGCAGGUGGUGGUGGCGGAGAUUCGCGAUCGCAGCAGUUGCUCGGCCUGGGCAGGGCCAUGCAUGCCUGGGAAUUGGUGAUGGCCUACUAUCGAUUGAAGCACGGCGAGGAGUACAACAACACGCCAGCGCGUAAGUUGUCGCAGAGCUUUCAGCUGGACAUCGUGGACGCCCAGGCGGUGACCGCCAAACAGAGUUUGCUCAGCGCCGUGGGCAUGAUUUUGGCCAUGCACCGGCCCUACAAGCGGAGCAACAACGCCCACUUCAAGGCCUUCGUCUGCGCCGGGCUCAACUCGCGUCUUUUGGUGGAGUGGCUGAACUUGAUCCUCAGCUGCCACGAGCUGGUGGACACGUACUACUCGGCCAACAGCUAUGUGGCCCGCACGGGAUUCCGGGACUCGUUGCGCUCCAUCGACGCUCUAUCCCGAUUCGACUUCGACCUGCCGGUGGACCUGGCCAUCCGGCAUUUCCGCAACAUCUAG